Messenger RNA from Ctenocephalides felis (cat flea), 788 nucleotides. RefSeq lists its product as uncharacterized. The record is from RefSeq and is a predicted model, not a curated record. Bases 120 to 788 code for a protein of 222 amino acids. Lineage: Eukaryota; Metazoa; Arthropoda; Insecta; Siphonaptera; Pulicidae. The transcript has 6 exons.
GUUUAAGCAAUGUGAUUGAUUAAAUAUUGAAUGUUGAAAAGUUUACACACAAAACUUAGAAAUGUUAUUGUAAUGUGAUUUGACUUGUAUUGAAGUUCAGUGCUAAACUUUAUUUUAAAAUGAAAGUUUUCAGAAAUCUUAUUUUAACAAUCCUAAUAUUGUGCAUUCAAGAUUGUAUGUCUGAUGAGAUUGUUAAAGCAAAUGAAGUUUCAAAACAAAUAGAAUUGCAUGAAAAUGAAAUCUGCGAAUAUGUGGAAAACGAGCAUUUGAGCAAUGGUGCAGGCUUUUGGGGCGCUUACAAUUGCUCAAAUUUUAAAGAUGAUUGGACUUCACAAACUACAUUAACUUGUAUAGAAAAUUUGCAGGGACCCGUUUGCUCGCAUGUGCACAAUAAUUCUAAAGAAUGGAGAAUGUUAGAUGAUACCAGUUGUAUGUUAGAAGUAUACGAUUUGGUAGAUAUUGAAGAAAAAAUUAACGUAGAUUACACUGCCAAAGUCCAACAAAGGCGAUUUAAAUACAUAUGUGAUACAUUUUUCCAUCUGACUCAGUCGAUUGAUGUUCUUGCCUCCCAAGGCACAAUCGUGAAUCCGAUUAUUACCAAUCAUCCACUUUUUCCCGAGCAUUUGAAAAGUUCACAUAGUUCUACAUUCAGUUAUACAUCCAAUUUCGAGACAACUGUACACGUUGAUUCUGGUGAGAAAGAUCUGGAAUAUGAACUAUUGUUCGGAAAACUUGGCUCAGACUCGGAGAGUAAAUAUUAUCAAGAAGUAAAAGAUGCUUACAAAUAA